UGAUGAAACGUAGCUCCGCCCCGGGGAGUUACGUAACGCAGGAGGUUGCUGUGGUAGCAGUGAGCGCCAUGUUAGAACAGACAGGAAGCUAUUAGGCGGAAGCUUCCGGUUAGGGUAGCUCAUUGUUGUUCGUCGGAACCGGUUUCUAGAAGAGGGGAUUCUCCUCUUCCGCCGCCUUCCUUCGGAGUAUCAUGCCCUGCUGCUGCGGGAGGGGAGGGUGACCAUGCCGUUUCCUCUAGUGAGCCAGGGAUCACAGCAGUCACAGAAGACCUUUGGUAUUACUUCACCUAUAAGUUUAGCCGCACCCAAAGAUACAGAUUGUACCCUCACGCAAAAACUAAUUGAAACCUUAAAACCUUAUGGAGUUUUCGAAGAGGAAGAGCAGUUGCAGCAUAGAAUUUUAAUUUUGGGGAAAUUAAACAACUUGGUAAAAGAAUGGAUCCGGGAAAUCAGUGAGCUCAAGCAUCUUCCACAGUCUGUCAUUGAAAAUGUAGGUGGAAAGAUUUUUACUUUUGGAUCAUACCGAUUAGGUGUUCAUACUAAAGGUGCUGAUAUUGAUGCUCUCUGUGUUGCUCCAAGGCAUGUUGAUAGAAGUGACUUUUUUUCAUCUUUUUAUGAGAAGUUGAAGCAGCAGGAAGAAGUCAAAGAUUUGAGAUCUGUUGAAGAAGCAUUUGUACCAGUGAUUAAAUUGUGCUUUGAUGGGAUAGAGAUUGAUAUCCUAUUUGCAAGACUUGCACUGCAGACAAUACCUGAGGAUUUAGACCUCCGAGAUGACAGCCUGCUGAAAAAUUUAGACAUACGAUGUAUACGUAGUCUGAAUGGUUGCCGAGUGACUGAUGAAAUUCUUCAUUUAGUACCAAACAUAGACAGCUUCAGGUUAACUCUCAGAGCAAUCAAAUUAUGGGCCAAACGUCACAACAUCUACUCAAAUAUACUUGGUUUUCUUGGCGGUGUUUCAUGGGCUAUGUUGGUAGCAAGGACAUGCCAACUAUAUCCAAAUGCAAUUGCAUCGACUCUUGUUCAUAAAUUUUUCCUAGUGUUUUCAAAAUGGGAAUGGCCUAAUCCUGUGCUACUGAAGCAACCAGAAGAGUGCAAUCUGAAUUUACCUGUCUGGGAUCCUAGGGUGAAUCCCAGUGAUAGGUACCACCUUAUGCCUAUAAUCACACCAGCCUACCCUCAGCAAAAUUCUACAUACAAUGUUUCGGUGUCAACUCGCGCAGUUAUGAUUGAAGAGUUCAAACAAGGACUGGCCAUUACAGAUGAAAUCUUGCUUGGUAAAGCAGAGUGGUCCAAACUUUUUGAUGCUCCCAACUUCUUUCAAAAGUACAAGCAUUAUAUUCUCCUACUUGCAAGUGCACCAACGGAAAAACAGCGGCUGGAAUGGGUAGGCUUGGUAGAGUCAAAGAUUCGCAUUCUUGUUGGAAGUUUAGAGAAAAAUGAAUUCAUUACACUGGCUCACGUUAACCCUCGGUCAUUCCCAGCACCUUCUGAGAACAUGGAAAAGGAAGAAUUCCGUACAAUGUGGGUCAUAGGGCUAGUGUUUAAGAAAAUGGAAAAUUCCGAAAAUUUGAGUGUUGAUCUAACUUAUGACAUUCAGUCUUUCACUGACACAGUGUACCGGCAGGCCAUUAACAGCAAAAUGUUUGAAACUGAAAUGAAAAUUGCUGCAAUGCACGUCAAGAGGAAGCAACUUCAUCAACUGCUUCCUAGUCAUGUGCUCCCCAAAAAGAAAAAGCAUUCAUUUGAAGGUGUAAAACUGUUAUCUCUGAAUGACAGCAGCAUUGAUUUAUCAGUGGACAGUGACAACAGCAUGUCUGUGCCUUCUCCUACCAAUGCCACAAGAACCAGUCCACUAAAUUCUUCUGGAUUGUCUCAGGGCAGAAACAGCCCAGCAGCACCAGUAUCCUUUUCUGUGACCAACGUCCAGGCUACUGAUGUGAUGGUGCCACAGAAUAAUUCCACUGAAAAUUUAGGGGGUAGUUUGAAUGAAAGCAUUCCUGAAACUGCCACACACCCAGGUUUUUCUUCAACGCCAAAACCUUUGGUGACCCGAGUUGUUUCUUCCAUGCGUUUGGUUAACCAACUUCAAAAGCCUGUCUCAAACACAAUUACAAAAAUGCCCAGUCCAGUGGCAGGUGUGAAAAGGACAUCUUCUCCUUCGAAUGAAGACAUCCCCAAAAAAAACAAAACAGAGGAGGAUGAAAAUGAUAGCAGUAUUUCCGCAGAUGUGGAUGAACAAAACAAAUUAGAAACUGAAGAACUAAAGGAAGUCCAUAGUGAAGCAAAAUCCUCAUCCCCUGUGCCAGGUUCACUGCCAUCCUCUCAGGCACAGGUACAAAUCAGAGGCAAUGUGAUGGAUUUUUUUGGCUGCCGCUGGCUUAAGUACAGAUUUGUGGAAACAAUAUGAUGGAUGUUUUGGCUUUUCUGACACAGCAAUCAAGUACAGAUCUGUCUGAUAUUUCUGUCCUCCCUGCUACUCCUAUUCCUGUUAUCAAGAAUUCAAUAAAACUAAGACUGAACCGAUAAACACAAUUUCCUCAGGGUCCAUAAACAAUGUCCACCAGUUCAGCUUUUUUUCCUGCUGCAAGGCCUAAACUGCGGAGGUUAGCAGGGCACGCCGCUGACACUUUAGACUUUUAUUCUGAAGGUGUCCUGGGCUACAGGCAGCCUUUCUGGAAGUCCAGGUUAGUAUGACGAGAAUAAAGUGCUAUUAAUGUGUUGACAGCAUAACUAAAGGACUCUAUUCCCUUUCAAGAAGAGAUGAAAAAAUAUUACUGCAUAUCUGUCUGUACUUAACAUUCUGACUGAAAUAAUGGUUGAUGUUUAUUUGCAAAAUACAACUGGCCUAAAAUCUUU
Molecule: messenger RNA, 2856 nt
Organism: Xenopus laevis (African clawed frog)
Lineage: Eukaryota; Metazoa; Chordata; Amphibia; Anura; Pipidae
Gene: papola.S
Product: poly(A) polymerase alpha S homeolog
Exons: 23
Coding region: 224-2407 (727 amino acids)
Biological process (GO): RNA 3'-end processing
Cellular component (GO): cytoplasm; nucleus
Molecular function (GO): nucleotidyltransferase activity; RNA binding; poly(A) RNA polymerase activity
Source: RefSeq, a predicted model, not a curated record